UAUCAAAAUCAAGAACAAUGCAUUUUACCACAUUCUUCUUCUUGUUAUCGGCAGUGUUCGCCAAGAAUAUCUUGAUGUCUAACGAUGAUGGUUUCGCAGCAACAAAUAUUAGAGCCCUUUACAGAGACUUGAAAGCUGAUGGUCACAAUGUUAUCAUGGUAGCUCCAGUUUCCCAGAGAUCCGGAUGGGGUGGGAAGUUCGAUGUUCCUUACACCAAGGACUUGUUGACCGAUGGUGAAUUUGGUUACAGAGUUAAGGGAGACCCUGCUUGGGGAUACGAGCCCGAUGACAUGAACAUCUGGUACUUCAACGGGACCCCAGCAUCUUGCGUUUCUUUCGGGUUGGAAUACGUGAUUCCAAAGUACUUCAGCAACUUCACCGUUGACUUGGUUGUCAACGGUCCUAAUGAAGGUUUGAACUUGGGUCCAGGUACUUACACUGGCUCUGGUACUAUUGGUGCCACUUACAAUUCGGUUUACCACGGUCUUCCAGCCAUCGCAAUUUCUGCUUCCAAUAGCAACAACUCCUUCUAUAAGGACUCUUUGGAUGACGACCCAACCAACCCAGCCAACAUCAAUUCCAAGGUGUCGGUUAAGUUGAUUGACGAACUCUUCAAAGCCCAAGGUGACAAUUCCAGAGUGUUACCAUUAGGCGUGGGUUUGAACGUUAACAUUCCAUUGGUUGGUUCUCAAUCCGUCAACGGAAGCUGUACCUCUCCCAAAUUUGUUUUCAGCAGAAUUACUGGUUUGGACUCUGAUGUCUCCAAGAUUACCUACAACGAAACCACCGGUUUGGUUGGAACCACCUACGUCUAUGAAGAAGCCUUAAGAACCUGUUACAAUGGUGACUGUUCUUUGCCAUCUGAAGCUGCUGUGUCGCAAGAAUGGAACUGUUCCACUGCUGUAUCUGUUUUCCAGAUUGACUACGAUGCUACUUUGGUGUUACAGAGCCAAGUCCAGGGAUUGCUACACGAACUUUUCUAGAUAGAUACCCAAAUUACCUAAAAGUUUCCUUUGUUUCCGUUAAACUUUCGAAUAUUGUAGUUUAAUAAAAUCUUAUUGUCUA
This is a messenger RNA of Yamadazyma tenuis ATCC 10573, 1065 nucleotides long. NCBI's taxonomy places the organism in Eukaryota, Fungi, Ascomycota, Pichiomycetes, Serinales, Debaryomycetaceae. The record is from RefSeq and is a predicted model, not a curated record.